This is a messenger RNA of Phyllotreta striolata, 3135 nucleotides long. The record is from the annotation of a GenBank genome assembly. Lineage: Eukaryota; Metazoa; Arthropoda; Insecta; Coleoptera; Chrysomelidae.
AUGCGCGCCGGUCUGUGCACGGUGAGCGCCCCCUUGGCCGCGUGCAGCCCGGCAGCAGCGCUACCGCCCACGGCUCGUUUCCUGGCGCUCCACGUGCUGCACCAGCAGACGCUCUACUUCAUCGUGCAGGCCAAGUCCAGGGUGAGGGAGCUCUAUCAGCAGACAUGCCGCCACUUCGCCCUGCAGGGUAUGCUCGACACGGACCUCUUCGGAUUGGCCCUCAUUUGUGAUGGAGAGUACCUAUUCGCGGAGCCGGACAGCAAGCUAUCGAAGUACGCGCCGAAGAGCUGGCGCUCGUCGCACAGCCAUGGCCUCGACGCCAACGGCCGUCCGGCGCUCGCCUUCUACUUCCGCGUCCAGUUCUACGUCGACAGCCCGCUGUUGCUGCGCGACGAGACCACGCGCCACCACUACUACCUGCAGCUGCGGCUCAACGCGGCGUCGGGCGCCGCCGGCGACCACGCCGCCCACCUCGCCGGGCUCGCGCUCCAGGCGGACUUGGGCGACCACGGCGACGCCGCCGCCACCUUCCGCCCGGAGGACUACGUGCCGCCGGACAUGCGCGGCCCGGCGGCGCUGCGCCUCGUCGACGCCGCCCACAGGACCCACCGGGGCCUGUCCAAGAACGAGGCCAGGACGAGGUUCAUAGCGGACACUUGCCAGCUGCAGGAACCCGUCAACGCUCACGUAUUUAGGUUAAGAGCUUCGAAAUCGGAACCGUCUCCGGGCUCGUUGAUUUUGGCGGUGUGUCCAAGAGGUCUGAAAGUAUGCCCGGAGAACAACCCGCCGUCGAUAUUCCUCUGGAGCAGCAUCGGCAAGCUGAGCUUCGAGCGCAAGAAGUUCGAGAUCCGCACCGGCCACGAGAAGCUCACCCUCUACACGAGCAGCGACGAGAAGAGCCGGCUGCUGUUGGGCCUGUGCAAGGCCGCCCACCAGUUCAGCAUGGCGGUGGCGCCGCGGCUGAGCGAGGCGCGGCGCGAGGAGGAGGAGCGCCGGCGCUGGGACGGCGACCAGCGCGUCUCGGUGAUCAGCUCGACGUCGUCGAACACGACGUCGGGCAUCGUCAGCGAUCGCGUGCACUCGGAGGACGAGCUCGAGAUCAUGAUCACCAGUCCGCCGGCGCCGUCGACGGAGAGUCUGGCUCUGGCUCACCUGCUGGACAGUGCGCCGGCUAGCAGCCGGACGUCGGCGGCGUCGGCCGCCGCCGCUUUGGCGACGCUCGCGUUGAAGGAGGACGAGGACGAGGCGAAGCCGACGCUCAGCGAGAGUUCGACGAAGACGGCCAACGGUAAAUGUGCUGGAUCACAAUGCAGCUCUUCGUGCAGUACUGUCGUUGUAACGCCCGUUCAAACCAAAACUAAAGGACGAAGAUCGUCCACUACGAGUAGUUUGGAGUUAGGUUACUCUCAUACAGCUCAAAAUUCCUCCGUCAGCGAUGCCACUUGCAUCGAACUGGACGCGACCGAGGCGGUUUACACGUCCGGCCCGGCGCCGAGUAGCCACACCAGCGGCGUGUACACUCUAACAUCCAGCGAACAGUAUACUCUAAGUUCAAGUGAUCACUAUACUAGCCCCAGUGAACAGUAUAGUGUACCUAGUGAGCAAUUCUCGACGCCCGAGGACCACGUGGACGGUCACUUCAGAGACCGGACGAAUUCGAACGUCAGCAAUUCGGGGUCGUUCCACGGGGACGGCAGCGAUCCCACCGACGCCAAACAAACCUUGCUCUCCGCCGAGGAAUUGUCCGAUCUGAUCGUCGGCCGGUACCCGUCCUGCAAAAGCGUCAGCCACACGUUAGACUCCGAUUCGGAUUACGUUACGUUACCGUCCUCGUACCAGGGCUACGCUCCGGUGCCGCCCAAGCGAAUCGACAGCGUCGACCAGAGAUUCAGGCCGCCGCCGCCGCCGUACGGCGCGCAACUGUCCAAGCCGCCGCCGGCCGAGCCGGCCUGUCUCGAUUUCGACGAUUGCUCGGCGGCGCCGGGACGGUUGCUGCGCAGUCCGCCUCCUUACCCGGAGAACACCACGCCCGUGCCGCCGCCGGUGUACCCGUUCGAGGAGGCGGGCGCCCGCUUCAUCACCACCCGAUCGCCCAGCGUGCUGACGGCCCACGCCAGCUCAGUCGGCGUCACUUCCUCGCCGAGUUACUCGACGCCGAACAGCGUUCCGCCGAUUCCGCCGAAGAUACCGCGACCGCCGCCGAAGAACGCCGUCGUGUCGCCGAAUAAUUACUUGGACGUAGCGGCGAGUAAAGCGAGCGUGUUGGUGCCUUGUACGUUUCUACCUCCGCCGCCGCCGCCGGCGCCCAGGCAACCACCACCGCCUCCGCCUACGUCUUUGGCGACCGUGUAUCCCAGUCAAUUGUCGCUGUCGCAGAUCGAGCAGUACCAGCAGCAGAUGUACAGCGACGUGGAUUUCGUGGUGUUUCCUCUGAAGGAGCCGGCGAUCAGCAAGCAGGAGUACCUGGAGGCGAAGCAGGGUGCAUCGCUGAUGGCGGCGCUGGCGCAACAGCCGAUAUUCUACAGGAGCACGCCGUACUUGAGCCGGUACGCUUCCAGCCAGAAUCUAUCGGACACCUACGUGCAGUUACCCGUGUACGGCGCGCCGAGCGUCUCCUCCACCGGCAGCUUGGACCCGCCGCCGCCGCCGUUGCCGCCCAACCGGCCGGGGAAGUUCGCGUUCACCAGGACGCGAUCGGACGACAACAUCCUGAACUCGCUGGAUUUGAAGCGACCGCCGAAGUUCAGGCGGCUGCCGCCGCCGCCGCCGCCCGUUCCCGAGAAGCCGGCGGACGCGGCGAAGGCGGCGCGGAAGCCGGCUAGUCCGGAGAAGGCGUCCGCGUUGGACAUUCGCACGCUGCGCGAGAAGAGCAAGAAGAUGGACCUGCCGCUGAUAUCGGCGCUCUGCAACGAUCGCUCGCUUAUCAAGCAGACGAAGGCGUUCGUGACGCCGAAGGUGGCGGGCGAGGGCGCGGCGCCGUCGAAGCUGCCGGCGGGCAAGCAGUCGAGGAAGACGCCGUCGGUGCAUAGGAGGAAUCCGGGCGAUAAGCUGCCCGAGAUCCCGCGGGCGACGCCCAACAACUACAUCCUGACCGAUUUGCGUGUCAAACACAAGACUGUGCAGUCGCAAUCGUGA